Scatophagus argus is the source of this 1713-nucleotide messenger RNA. It is a transcript of the gene cndp1, whose product is annotated as carnosine dipeptidase 1. Gene Ontology annotation, biological process: proteolysis. Gene Ontology annotation, cellular component: cytosol. Gene Ontology annotation, molecular function: dipeptidase activity. NCBI's taxonomy places the organism in Eukaryota, Metazoa, Chordata, Actinopteri, Scatophagidae. The coding region runs from base 21 to 1580 and encodes 519 amino acids. The transcript is spliced from 12 exons. The record is from RefSeq and is a predicted model, not a curated record.
UAUGAGGGGACAGUAUAUAAAUGUACAGGCAACAACACGGGAACACAGUCUGCCUGCCUGAGAAGACUGUCACAAAUACCUCCAACAGAAAAGAGAUGGAUCGUCUAGUUUUGUCAUCCAUCCUACUGGUUAUUUCCACUGUCCAUGCUUUCCCGUAUACAGAGCUGGUGCAGUACAUAGACAGCCAUCAAGGAGAAUAUGUGGAGGCUCUGCGGGACUGGGUUGCGAUUGAAAGCGACUCCAGCAACGUCUUGAAGAGAGCAGAUUUACACCGCAUGAUGGAAAUGGCGGCGCAGAAGCUGAGGCUGAUGGGAGGGACUGUAGAGCUGGUGGACAUUGGAGAACAAGAACUUCCUGAUGGGCAGAUGUUAGCAUUACCUAAAGUGGUGACAGCUCAGUUUGGCAGUGACCCGAACAAACACACGUUGUGUGUCUAUGGUCAUGUGGACGUCCAACCAGCAAAGCUUGAAGACGGCUGGGCAACGGAUCCCUACAACCUGACUGACAUCAACGAUAACCUUUACGGAAGGGGAGCAUCAGACAACAAAGCCCCAGUUUUAGCCUGGAUCCAUGCGGUGGAGGCGUACCAGGCCCUCAAUAUGGAGCUGCCAGUGAAUGUGAAGUUUGUCAUUGAAGGCAUGGAAGAGACGGGCUCUAACGGCUUGGAUGCCAUGAUCCUAGCACAGAGAGACACCUUCUUCUCUGACAUUGAUUAUAUCAUCAUCUCAGACUGUGGCUGGCUCAGCAGACGGCCCGCCCUCACCUAUGGCACCAGAGGCAACUGCUACUUCUACGCCGAGGUUGAAGGACCUAAACAGGACUUACAUUCUGGUGUUUAUGGAGGUGCUGUGAUUGAACCGAUGAUUGACCUCAUUGGUAUUCUUGACACACUGAUCAGUCCCAGUGGUAAGAUCCUGAUUCCUGGGAUCAGGGAAGCCGUGGCUCCCCUCUCUGAUGAGGAAUGGAAAAUGUACCAGGACAUUCAGUUCGACAUGGACAACUACAAAACCAAAAUUGGUGUCAACCAGCUCAUGUACAGCAACAAGGUAGACUUGUUGGCCCAUAUUUGGCGCUACCCCACUGUCUCUAUCCAUGGCAUUGAAGGUGCCUUCUCUGACCCUGGCACAAAGACUGUCAUCCCUGCUAAGGUUACUGCUAAGUUCUCCAUUAGACAGGUUCCCAACAUGGACCCUGCUAUGGUCAAGAAGCAGGUAACAGACUACCUUCACUCGGUGUUUGCCAAGAGGAAGAGUCCUAACAAGCUGAAAGUGACCAUGGUGAUUGGGGCCAAGCCUUGGCUGGCUGACACUCAGCAUCCUCUGUAUGAGGCUGGGAGGGCUGCUGUCAAGAGAGUUUUUGACAUGGAUCCUGAUCUGAUCCGUGAGGGCGGGACCAUUCCUAUUGCCAGAACCUUCCAGGAUGUGACGGGGAAAAGCAUCAUCAUGAUGCCCAUCGGAGGCUUUGACGACGGGCUGCACUCCCAGAAUGAGAAAAUCAGCAGGUACAACUAUAUUGAAGGAACCAAAUUAUUUGUUGCCUACCUGCAUGAAGUCUCCCAGAUUAAGAGGACCAGCGUGUGAUGUUUCAUGGUGUCAUUAAAUCACCUCCUAAACAAGCCUGGUUUUAUAUUUUCACUCUGCCUUUAUCUUAUCUUUAUCUUUCAUUUAUUUCAAUGUUUUGCCAAGCUUUUAUUUAUCUACAUCUCAAGCAGCU